UUGAGAUUGCGAGUUAAAUUACCAAAAGGGUAUAAAAACAUUGAUCAUCUGCCGUGUGCCGCACCUAUCUCAAUCCAUCUGCUAUUGUUUGCGGGUCAAAGUUUCAUCAGCCACAUACGUGUCUUCCGGGGCAGAGAUCUCUGAUUCGUUUCCCUACUCGAAGUUCCACCGGGCACAAAGUCCCAACAUUCUAGGUCAGUUUAGUAAGGCUUACCGGUGCUGUUAUUUAUAGACCUUGCAGUUUGGACCCCGCAUCCUUGUCGCACAAAGUAUCCUGUAUCCAGCAAACCAUAGUUCGUUCCGUUAAGUGAAAAUGACGCUCGUCUGGGGAAUUAUUGCAUCGUUUCUGUACGUGGAGAUAUUCAUCGUCCUGUUGCUGGUGCUACCGCUCCGUAGCCCACAGCAAUGGCAUCGAUUCUUCAAAUCCCGCUUCCUGGCCAUGCUGAGCCGACAGGCCCAGACGUACUUCUAUCUGCUGCUCGCCGUCCUGGUGCUGUUUCUGCUCGAAGCCAUCCGUGAGAUGCGCAAAUACUCCUCCAACGAUCAUACCCACACGGAAACGCAUCUGAACGUCGAAAUGCAGCACAGCAUGCGGUUGUUCCGGGCGCAGCGUAAUUUCUACAUCUCCGGUUUUGCCAUAUUCCUGUCGCUCGUGAUUCGUCGUUUGGUAUCUCUAAUCAGCGGACAGGCGGUACUGCUUGCUCAGGCGGAAGCUUCGAUGAAGCAGGCCCAGAGCGCCACCAGUGCAGCCCGCACCUUGAUGAGCCAGCAGAAGACGGACGACAAACAGCCGGAAACUAAGGCCAAGCCUGCUGGGGAUGAUGUAAAAGUCGAAGAGCUCAAGAAAAAGAUUGCCGAUCUGGAGCAAGAAUUGACAAAGGAGCGGAAGGAUAAGGAAGCCAUGAAAUCGCAAUCGGAGAGCCUCAACCGAGAGUACGACCGGCUGACGGAGGAAUACAGCAAGCUGCAAAGAAAAAUUACCAUUUCCAGUUCGGAUAAGAGCGAUUAAAUAGUGUGUAUCUGAACUCGAACUUGUAAAAGUACUGUUUUGCUCGACUUUCUUAUUGCUGUGUCCAUUUCUGUAUCUAAAACCAUUUUCAUUAGAGUUUGGAUCUCCAUUGCUUUGUUUUUCUUUAUUCUUCUUUUUCGAUACUAAGUUGUGAAGACUUACCCUUCUUUCACCAGGGCGUUAGGGUGAUGGAUUGAUUAUUUAACUUUCAUGUUAGACAUUAACCAUAAUUGCAUUUCCUUGCAUUGAAUACACAGAAAUAUGACAGAAAAAAAACGUUGCUUGAUACUUUGGGAUAUUAAUGCACGGAGAACACUACAGUCAGAGGAAUGAUGGGAGUGUCAUGGGGCGUUACAUAUUUUCGACGCCAACAAUCAGCAAGCCUUGAACCUUCGGUGUUUUAAUAAAUGUAUACUGAUAUUACAGGAAAAA
Messenger RNA from Anopheles darlingi, 1441 nucleotides. Its product is annotated as B-cell receptor-associated protein 31. Lineage: Eukaryota; Metazoa; Arthropoda; Insecta; Diptera; Culicidae. Bases 314 to 1009 code for a protein of 231 amino acids. Gene Ontology annotation, biological process: endoplasmic reticulum to Golgi vesicle-mediated transport; intracellular protein transport. Gene Ontology annotation, cellular component: endoplasmic reticulum membrane; endoplasmic reticulum. The record is from RefSeq and is a predicted model, not a curated record. The transcript has 3 exons.